AUGGCGAUCUCCCCUGCGCCAGCGGCCUCAGCCGAGGUGAUCGGCAGUCAUCACGAAAAGACGGACCUCGAGAUGCACUCUCAUGUUGAAAACACUUCGGACAGCUCACCACAGGUUCUGAUUGAAGACGAGGAUGAUGGUAAACUUACGAAGGAAGUGAUUUUGGCGUUCUUGGCCAUGUGUGGUCAGCUCAACGCCUACAUCAUGAGCAUGCUGAUUCCCGCGACGAUCCUGCCGUUCAUCAACGCAGAGCUGGGUCCGGAUCCAAACUCGACUUGGAUCACACUCACGUGGACCUUGGGUGCUUCUAUUCUUAUAUCUAUUGGAGGGCGUCUGUCCGAUAUCUUUGGUCGUCGCUACUUUUUGAUCACUGGCGCUCUUAUCUCCAUCUGCGGCACUCUCGUUGGCGCCAACGGAAAGAGCAUCAACAUGAUGAUCGCUUCUGGCGCUCUGUUUGGUAUCGGAAGUGGAUUCCAAGAGCUGUGCUAUGGCUGUGUGCAAGAGAUCGUGCCCAACCGUUGGAGGAUCAUCGCCGUCGGCGGCUUGGACUUCUCGCUGGCCUUAGCGUUCAGCUCGCCGGUGGUAGCCUAUGCCUUCAUCGCCUACCAGCCCAUCGGCUGGCGUGGGUGCUACUGGUACCUAUUCGCCUUCCACUGCUUUGCGUUCAUCCUGCUCUUCUUCUUCUACAAGCCCCCAGACUUUGAUAUGAAGCACCGUGAAGAUGGCAAGACCAAGCUGCAGCUGCUGGCAGAGCUCGACUACGUUGGUGUCUUUCUCUUCUUGACGGGCGGUGUUCUGUUCUUGCUCGGGGUGAACUUUGGCGGACGGACAUACCCGUGGAGCCACCCGGGGACCAUCGCACCUAUUGUGGUCGGCGGUUGCUGCUUCAUCGCCGUCGGCUUCUGGUGCGCAUAUGCGGACCUGAAGUACCCGCUGUUCCCGCCCAAAUUGUUCAAGAAAGUUCGAGAAUUCGACAUGGUCAUCGUCGUUUGCUUCGUGGGAGGCAUGCUCUACUACAGCAUGAACGUGCUCUGGCCGAGACAGUCGCAGGCCUUCUUCGUCAAGCCCGACGACACCAUCAUGAAGGGUGUGUACGCGCUCAUCUUCUCGUGCGGCACCUGGCUGGCCGCGCUGAUCACCAUCUUCGUCUGCCACAGGGUGCACCACGAAAAGUGGCAGCUCGUCGCCUUCAUGGUCGUGCAGACGGCGCUGAUCGCAUCGAUGGCAUCCGUGGGCUCGGACGACAAGGCGCAGGCCAUCGUCACGGUCGUGCUGGCGGCGGCCAUGAUCACGCCCCCGCAGCUGCUGUCGUUCACCAUGCUGUCUUUCGGUCUCGAAGACCAGCGCGACGUGGGUGUCGCUGUGGGCCUCGCGGGCACAUUCCGCCUCUUUGGCGGCGCGGUUGCCACGGCCAUCUACACGGCCAUCUACUCGAACCGCUUCGCCCAGGUCCUGCCCGGCGAGAUGCGAGGCGCGAUCGAGGCAGCCGGCGUGCCGUACUCGGACGGCCUGCUGCGCGGGCUGGUGUCGGCGGCGCAGGUCAACACGGCGGCGGCGUACAGCAAGGUGGCGGGCGCGACCCCGCGGCUCGUCGAGCUGGCGACCGAGGCGGCCAAGCAGUCGUACGUCAAGGGCUUCAGCAUGGUGUAUCUGGUGGCCAUCGCGUUUGGCGUGCUCGCGACCGUCGCGGCGGCGUGCACGGUCAGCACAGACCGGUCCAAGAAGAACAAUGCGCGGGCGGUCAUUAUGAAGAACGAGGUGGACAAGCUUGAGACCGCGCCGCCAUCCAAACUGGUCGAGUAG
Messenger RNA from Thyridium curvatum, 1803 nucleotides. RefSeq lists its product as uncharacterized. Gene Ontology annotation, biological process: transmembrane transport. Gene Ontology annotation, molecular function: transmembrane transporter activity. The transcript is spliced from 4 exons. The record is from RefSeq and is a predicted model, not a curated record. Lineage: Eukaryota; Fungi; Ascomycota; Sordariomycetes; Thyridiales; Thyridiaceae. Gene Ontology annotation, cellular component: membrane. Bases 1 to 1803 code for a protein of 600 amino acids.